Messenger RNA from Pararge aegeria (speckled wood butterfly), 7459 nucleotides. RefSeq names its product CCR4-NOT transcription complex subunit 3 (gene Not3). Bases 322 to 2949 code for a protein of 875 amino acids. Lineage: Eukaryota; Metazoa; Arthropoda; Insecta; Lepidoptera; Nymphalidae. The record is from RefSeq and is a predicted model, not a curated record. Gene Ontology annotation, biological process: regulation of DNA-templated transcription; nuclear-transcribed mRNA poly(A) tail shortening. The transcript is spliced from 16 exons. Gene Ontology annotation, cellular component: nucleus; CCR4-NOT core complex; P-body.
CUGAUGGUCUACGCGACGUACCUAAAAUUCAUAUUGUGGAAAAUUUGAAGUUUGUUGUUUUGGUGACAACUUAUCCAUAAUUAUUUAUGAAAGCUUCGCGCUAAUUACCAUUUCAGGCGCGAGGCAGAUUAAUUCUGUAGCGGUCAGCCUGGAUGCGUUCAGUCACUAACAGUUCGAGCGGUGUACGGUAGCCAUCUUGGAUUCGAACAAAGCUUCAGAUGUGUAGUUUGUCUGUUUAUCAAUAAUUUUUGUGCAUUUCACUGUAAAUAGUUUGUAUGUUUAGGAUAUGUACGGAACGUUCGUCCACAUGUGUACAUAGCUAUGGCUGCGACAAGAAAAUUACAAGGUGAGAUAGACAGGUGUUUAAAAAAAGUAACCGAAGGGGUGGAGACGUUCGAGGACAUCUGGCAGAAGGUACACAAUGCGACGAACAGUAAUCAGAAAGAAAAGUAUGAGGCGGAUCUCAAGAAGGAGAUUAAAAAGCUUCAGAGGCUACGAGAUCAAAUUAAGUCAUGGAUCGCGUCUGGCGAAAUUAAGGAUAAGAGUACACUUUUAGAAUAUAGGAAACUAAUAGAAACGCAAAUGGAGAGGUUCAAGGUGGUGGAACGCGAAACAAAAACCAAGGCAUACUCAAAGGAGGGGCUGGGCGCGGCGCAGAAGCUGGACCCGGCGCAGAAGGAGCGCGACGAGAUGUCGGCGUGGCUCAUCACUUCCAUUGAUGCACUUAACUUACAGAUUGAUCUUUUUGAAUCGGAAGUGGAGUCACUAUUAGUUGGUAAGAAAAAACGCCUCGACAAGGAGAAGCAAGACCGGAUGGAAGAGCUCAAGUUGAAACUGGAGAGGCACAGGUUCCACAUAAAAAAGCUCGAAACUCUACUAAGAAUGCUCGACAACAUGUCUGUGGAAGUUGAACAGACGAACGGCACCUCGCCGACGACAGGGCCAACUGCAGCCGUCGACACGCCACCGUCGAGGAUCCGCAACUGCAACUGGUCGAUGGCUGCAGUUACCUCUGCCGUUGGUUUAGUGCCGUUGAUAAAAAGAAUAAAAGAAGACGUGGAGUACUACAUAGUGUCGUCACUAGAGCCCGGCUACGAAGAGAACGAGUACAUCUACGAAGACAUCAACGGUUUGGACGAGAUAGAACUGAGCGGGGUCGGGCUACCCUCCUCCGCAACCACCGACAGCAACAGUAACGACUCCCCGGGCUCGCCCACUAGCAUAUUAUCAGGAACAAGUCCACUACCAUCACCGGCGUUAGACAUCCACAAUCACACUUCAGACUCCAUAGAAUUAGACAAGAAAAAGAAAGAAGACAUCAUAAUGGCGAAACCGGUGAAGCCGCUGGCGUUGCGCGCGUCCUGCGUCAGCAGUAGCCCCGCGAACGUUAGCAGUAGUUCCUUCCUCACCUCCCAGCUCGGCCUCGGCCCGCAGCUCAACGCGCUCAACCCGCUCAACCUCAACCCGCUCAACCCACUCAACCUCAACCACGCGCACUCCAACGCGCCGAACAAUAGUAUGAACAACACGCACACAGGUGCGUCCGGCACGUCGACGCCCAUCAAACAGCCUGCGCCGCCCUCGCCGCACUUACUCAGGCCCAUUGAAGUAGUGGAGAAUGGUCCAGUCUCGAGCGCGGCGCUGGGCGCGCACCCGCUGGCGCCACACCUGCCACAGCCCGCGCUCUCCUUGCUCUCCGCUCACGUACUGCAGCCAGCCCCCGUGAGUACUCCGCGUGCCACGGUCGGCACACAACUACUGGAGAAUGGUCCAGUCUCGAGCGCGGCGCUGGCGCCACACCUGCCACAGCCCGCGCUCUCCUUGCUCUCCGCUCACGCGCUGCAGCCAGCCCCCACGUCAAAAAGUGCUUCGUCGACGACAAUCGCGCCAAGCGUCGCAAACACGACGUCGGUCGCGAGUGUGGUCAGCGCGACCAUAGCCAGUAUCGCCAGCAUAACGUCCUCCAUGUCGAACGCGUCGUCGCCGCUCACCGUGAACGGGCCCACGCACGCGCCGCACACGCCGCACACGCCGCACGCGACGCAUGCCGCGCACGCGCCACACACGCCGCACACGCCCCACACGCCGCACACGCCCCACACGCCGCAACACAUCGUCAACAAUGGUAGAGUGAGCGAGACGCCGAGCACGCCGUCCCUCAACACCCUGAACGCACUGAACACAUUGAACACGCUGAACACGUUGAACACGCUCAACACCCACAACGCGAUGAACACGAGCGCGAGCGUGACGAGCGUGAGCGCCGCAAACGUGGCGAGCGGCGUCACGGCCUCGCUCAAGAGCAUGGCGCAGGAAGCCGUGCAGCGAGCGGGGCUCGACCACCAUCACACGCAGGACGAUGAGGAAAAGAACGACGCCGUGAUGCGACUACAAGCCGGGCUCACGGUCGGCGGCGCUAUAGGAAGUAACGCGCGGCGCGGGGCGGCGCUGUCCCAAGCACACAUACCUCCGUUAUUAGGAGUCGCGCCAUUAGGACCCCUCCCUCUGAACAACGACCACCAAGUGCAAUUCCAGAUGAUGGAGGCGGCGUUUUACCACAUGCCGCACCCGUCCGACUCAGAGCGCACGAGGGUAUAUCUACCGAGAAAUAUUUGCCAAACGCCCGUCUACUAUAAUCAGGUGCUGUUACCCCACUCAGACUCUGUGGAGUUCUUCCAGCGGCUGUCGACGGAAACGCUAUUCUUCGUGUUCUACUACAUGGAGGGAACUAAAGCUCAGUACCUUGCUGCCAAAGCACUUAAAAAACAAAGUUGGCGGUUCCAUACCAAGUACAUGAUGUGGUUCCAGAGGCACGAGGAGCCUAAGGUUAUCAAUGAGGAGUAUGAGCAGGGCACGUACAUAUACUUUGAUUAUGAGAAGUGGGGCCAGAGGAAAAAGGAGGGCUUCACGUUCGAGUACAAGUACUUAGAGGACCGCGACUUGAACUGAGUGCGCAGCGACCGCCGCCCCCCAGCCCGCCCCGCACCCCCCAGCUGACACCAGGUCGGGGGGCCCGCCCGUUAGCUCCCGCGGACCGAGGACCAAAGGACCUGCGAAGGCGCCACGAAAUUGUAAAAUUUCUCCGUCAUUCCGUUACCGAGUAUUAAGAAUAAUAUUCGCGACCGGUUCGUCCGAUCUCUGUGAUGAUUGAUGAACCGACGCCACAAUCGCGAGUGACAAAAGUGAAAGUGAAAAAAAGUGAAAGUGAAAACCAAAAAUGAAAAAACUUACAAGUGCUCAACGGUUUCCACCCGUCGGUGUGGAAGACUCAGUGCGCGGCAGCCGACCGGAGCCACCGGAUCUUUUGUAUGAUAGUUUCACUCUUCUGGCAGUUUGUUUUUAUUGUUGUAAACGUAAGUAACGAAUUUGUAAAACGAACGAUGAUGCGAAAGAUAUCAUGUGAUGCAAUAAGUAUAGUGCGGCCGUGACCGUCGAACCAUUGUGAUAUCGUUAUAGGAACCCGGAGCGCACUCGGAUGACUCAUUGUGACCGUUUAUUAUACCUUAUUUCUUGCACAAGCAAGGCAUGACAGUCAACAAUAAAGAAGUAUAAAGGUCAUAAAGCUCAUUAGAAUGUGUGGUGAGCAGCGUAUGUUGCGUCUGGAUUAAUCAUAGGGGCCACAAAAGCUGAAACUUUAUAAAUAAUUUUAAUUUAUGAUCAGAGGUCUGUUGAGUGUGCAAAGUUUUACUGUGUUCCGCUUUGCACAUACUAAAUCAAUUUCAACUUUUGUGGUAAACCCUAAAACAAUUUAUUGGACUUUUCAUAUUCCUGUUACACAUUUAACAAAAGUAAAUAAGAAAGCUUAGUCCCUAGUUAACAUAUAUCAUGCCUUAAAGUGUGGAAUCUCAUUUUUAUAAAAAAAUAAACAAAUAUUGAAUCAAACAUAGACUGACAUGUCAUUGAACCCGACUGCUUGCCGAAUGUGUCCAGAUCUCAAUCUUUCAUAACAGGUUGGCCUCUAAAUCCUACUAACUUAGUUGCAAUGAGACCAUAGUUACCAAUUGGUAAUAACUUUGUUGCAAUUAAUGUCACUAGAAUUUAGACUGAGAUAUAUAAUAAAGUGAAAAGAAUCAUUAAAAUAUAACUUCUUGUAGCAGGAUAUUUAGCAGUCCUUCCCUUCCCUUUUGGCAGCUUUUGAAAAAACCUUACUACCAAAACACUGAAGGAUUAUUUCAAUAAUAUUAUUUAAUUAUAUUUGCCCUUUAAGGUGCAACAUAUUUCCACCUACGCUAUUUAAAAGUUUAUCUUUUUCUAUUCUUCAUAAUCCGUGUAACAUUAUGCUAUGUGAAUCAACCCCCUUCCAUUGGGGGUUUGUUUGAGUCUUAUACUUGGUUAGACACAUCUACCUCGUAUAUUGAACUAGAAUUACAAAAUAAUUACAAUCAACAAAUGAUAUUUAUAAUAAAUUAGGUAUUCAAUUGAACACCAAAAGCUCUGCUAAGCAAUAUCUAGUUAUUUAUAAUUAAGAUACAACAUUCUUGUGUAAGAUAAAUGCCAAAAUUGGUGAAACAACACUUUUGCUAAGCUAGUUAAACUGGUGCUAAUCAAAUUUUAGACCAUACUUAAUUAAUUAAUUGCAAAGUCGUACUAUUGCUGAGUUGAUGAUGCUGCUUAUAUGCGGACCCUGAUGUACAAAAGAUGGCCUAUUGAAUAGGAAAGUGACUACUUUUUCACUUGCAAUGCGUGUUCACUUCAACUUUGCCAUAAAAAAAUAAUGAUCUUUGUUCAGUGUGCUAAAAGCAGGAAUUGUUAGUAAUUUAUAUUAUAAAACUCUAAAAAAGUCCAAUAAAUUUUAUACUUGUCAUAGUAUUGCUAUGAGGUAGAUUUAUUAUCGGGUACACAAACAGUACAUACAUUUUUGAUAUAUUGCUUGACUAUUCACCAUUUGGUCACUUAUGUUUUAAUAAUCCGAGAGUGCUUUGGGCGAAUUGUUUUAUAAUCUUGAUUAUAGCGACUGGAUUAGUUUGGAAUUACUUUAAGUACUGAUUUGAUGCGUACCACGAAAAUACUAUUGGCAUUUUAUUGUGUGGAAUAUUAAAACAAAUGUUCUAUGUUUUUUUACAAUGAAAAACUUGUAAUAUAAAGAAUGAAAAUGACUUAAAAGUAAAUUUAACAUAGAAUCAUUUGAAUGUAUGUUUGAUUACUCUUUAAUUAAUGUGAUUUGGUGAGAAGGGAUAUAAAGGGCAUAUCUCAGAGGAUACCUUCAAAUAGCUGGACUCUCAAAGUUUUGACAAUAAUAUAAGUUUAAAGAAUAUUGGGUAUGUUAAAUUAAGACUCACCAAAGACUUCCUAAAAAUAUUGAUUCCUAACCAAUAAAUGCCUGGUUUCAACAUAUUGCAUCAAUGUAAUUGCACAGUUAGAUCAUUGCAAUGUCUGCUAACAAAAUUAGAAUUGUCAACUACUUAAUAGAUUUGUUUUUGAUGUAGAAUCCAGGCCUUAGAUUAGAUAUUUGUCAGUUUUGCGUUUAAGUUAUGUAGUGUGUUCGUGGUACUUGUUGGUCAGAGCUAACCGUAGCUAGGGAUCUCCAAGGAUGUGUUUUAAUUUACUUUUUCACCUCCGAUAUAUUAUAUUUAUUAGUACAUAUAAAAAUUGUAUAUCAACUUUACAUCUAGUGCAUUUAAAUUGAACAAAAUUUGAUAUCGGAUUAGUAAAAAAAAGUUAUUCGAGCGUGUAUAUAAUCACUGCCAAAUGUGUUUAUUUAUAUUGUGUAUUGGAAAAGUAAAAUAGGACUGCUUGGGAAAGGUACUUAUUUAUUUUUGUGAUAUUGUGGUCAUGGAGCUAGUGUGAAAUUUUGAGUAGAGAAGUACUUUUGAUAAUUGCAAAGUGAUAAGUGUAGUAUAGGACUCCUUUACCUUCUAGUAUGGCAAUCCUAGACUUGCAGGACUCACUGUGGGGGGCAUGCAAAUCAUGUUCUCAUUCGUGUAUGUAAACUGUACUUGGUAAAUAUAAAGCAUGCUCUUAACAUAAUAUUAAGUUAUAUUACAACGGAAAAACAAUCUGGAAUACAUGACAUGUCUACGUGAAAUCCUGAAUCGUAAAUUUUGAAUCAACCGCAAAUCAACUGUCAAGUCUAGGUUGUCAAUUAUAAUAGGGUACUAUGGUACAAACAUUCAGCUUUUGUCAAAUACCACCUCAAAGUAUCCCACCAGAUCUCUGGCUAUAUAUUGUAUAGAUGAGGUGAAAAAGUAUAAUUAUAUUUUGUUCGGUAAUCUUGUGGAAUGGAAUAGUACUGCCAGAUUCACCGCCAAUAUGUAUGUAAAAUUGCAUUAUAGAUACUUUGUACAAAUUUUAAAUUAUACAAUAAAAUAAUUUAAAAAAAUACAUGCUCAUGUUUAGCAAUUUUGUGUUCCAUUGAGUAUGAAGAAUUUAACAUUACCAUCAAACUUAAUUAAUUUGUGGCGAUACAUAGCUCCAUAGCAGUACAUGGUGGAAGUGUGGUAGUGUAUUGCAAACGGGUUGUUAAGAAGUCUGCUUAUUAUUUAACUAUAGGCUUAUUUAUAUGCAACAUUUAAUAAUAUUAUUGCACUAGGUAAGAUCAUUUAUAGUGUAUACAGAGGUUAGUGAUAAUAACGGGCACCAUAUCAGCAUUAGGAAAGUCAAGCGAUACAUUUUUAUUUGAUUUAUAGUAUUGUGACCUAGACCACCCAAUGCGACGUUGUGUUGGGAAGCUUUCAGUGUGAUUGGAUGUGGUAUUGGUGACACGACUUGUAUCGCUGGUUCUUUAGUUUUGGCUCACAGGUUCUUGGGCAAUUGUUAUUACUUAAGCAGGCUCUACAUCUUCCAAUCUUUAUAAUUAUUUAUUAAAAUGGGGGGGUCUACGUCCAUCUGUUCCACAAAUUAUUUAAACAUUCGAUUGCUUUGUUACCUGAAAUUCAAACUUCAUACUCACAAUGCUACAUAUUUCUUUUUUGUCAAAUAUAAGCAUAUAUUUUUCAUAUUGAUGCUGAUUUGUUUGGACACAAAACUAAAACCUGUUUCAUUAACAUUUCUCAACACAUCCAAGUAAUGAAACAAACUGAUUAUUAGUAUGUUAGGAUCACGGUCAUACAUACACCAUCUUUGAAUAUUCCGAUUGAUGCAAACUUCCAAAAAUUGUGCGCUCAGGUGCCAUUUUUUGUUUAAUCAGGUGACGGUUUUGUUUAUGUCCAUUUUCUAUAUUAUUUCAUUCAUUAUAUCUCAUUGUAAUCUGUUGAUAAGUUCUUAGCAAAAUUGUUAUUUCUUAAAAAAAUCAUAAUAAUAAUGUUGCUAAGUAAUUAACCUAUAGAUUACAGAAAGAUAGACUAUAGAAAAUGGAUGAUAGUGUGCAAGAGAUUCAGCAUUUGAUUUUUAAGCCGGGUGCACAUACGUAUCACUCCGCGCGACACAGCUUAUGGUGAGUCUUAACAAAUCAUAGUAUUUUUUAUGCCUAUACACAAUACCUGACCUAACAUGUAGGUAAUUCGGUUGUACACAAAUCUUU